AUGGAGCAGCAGCGUCCACACCCCCAACGCGCCCUCUCCUCGCACCCCGUCGUGUCGCCCGACUACACGCUGCGGCCAGCGCGCGAAUCCGACAUCCCAGCCCUCAACGCCAUCCACGCCCACUACGUCGCCCACACGGUCGCCACCUUCGCCACGACGCCUCUCAGCGACGCCGGCUUCCUCGCCGCGUUCGGCGCCGUCCGCGCCGCGGGGCUGCCCUACCUCGUCGCGGCCGACGCCUUCAACACGCCCAUCGGCUACGCCAGCGCCGCGCCCUUCCGCGGCGCCGAGGCCGCCUACCGCCAGACGGUCGAGUUCGCCGUCUUCUGCCACCCGGACAGCACGGGCAAAGGGAUCGGCUCGGCGCUGCUGCAGCGGCUGCUGGACGUGCUGAGGAGUCCGGAGGAGUGGGGCGAGGACUGGAUCGGGGAGGCGUGGCGCGGCGACGAGGGCAGGGUGAGGCAGGUGAUUGGGUGCAUGGCGCUGGAUGAGACGGGGAGGAGGGGCGGGUGGGGGCUGAAGGAGUACUAUGAGGGGUUUGGCUUCGAGCACGCGGGGACGCUCAAGGAGGUGGGGCGGAAGUUUGGGAGGUGGAUCGAUACGGUGUAUGUCCAGCUCUCUUUGUGA
This is a messenger RNA of Diplodia corticola, 627 nucleotides long. Its product is annotated as gcn5 family acetyltransferase. The record is from RefSeq and is a predicted model, not a curated record. NCBI's taxonomy places the organism in Eukaryota, Fungi, Ascomycota, Dothideomycetes, Botryosphaeriales, Botryosphaeriaceae. Bases 1 to 627 code for a protein of 208 amino acids. Gene Ontology annotation, molecular function: acyltransferase activity, transferring groups other than amino-acyl groups. The transcript has a single exon.